Messenger RNA from Plasmodium cynomolgi strain B, 2319 nucleotides. Its product is annotated as RNA helicase. The record is from RefSeq and is a predicted model, not a curated record. Lineage: Eukaryota; Apicomplexa; Aconoidasida; Haemosporida; Plasmodiidae. The transcript has 3 exons. The coding region runs from base 1 to 2319 and encodes 772 amino acids. Gene Ontology annotation, molecular function: ATP binding; nucleic acid binding. Gene Ontology annotation, cellular component: nucleus. Gene Ontology annotation, biological process: rRNA processing.
AUGAUUUUUAAGCCCCUUACUGUGAAGACCCCCCUCCUCAAAGAGCUUCGAAAAAAAGGACUGGUGUCCAUCGAGGUCGCAGAUGCUGGAAGCGUAAAGGUUCUAACUAAAGACGAUCUGGAAGGUUCACCUAAGGGAAGUGAAACGAGUGGCACUAACAAGGAAAGAAUAAAAAGAAAAAAAAUUAAUGGAAACAAAAAUGGGAGGAAGUUAUCUCCUAGUAAAGGAAGCAAAAAGAGAAAACGCGAAAAUGUUGACCAGACAGAUUCGAAGGAGGAGGACUCUAAAAAAGUUAUGAAAAAGUCAAUUGAGAAAAGGGACCCCAGGAAGUGCACCGCUGGUAGUGAACCCUCCCUCGAAGAAAUUGACAGCCGAGGGGAGGACACCCAUAAGGGGUUUAAAAGGAGGAAAAAAAAAAGAGGGAGAAAAAAAAAAAGGCCAAAAAAUGGCCCCACGGGAUGUAAUGAGGAGGUUGUUUCCAUCGGCCAGGCCGCGUGCUCUGCCAACCCAUCCUCGUGCCCGGCCGACCCCCCCACCGCUUCCCGCGCGAAGGGGGAGGCCCCCAAAAAGGAAAAAUUCGACAUACAAAAAGUGAUCCAAAAUGAGGAGAACUUCAAACGGGAGGUCGAAGUCAAGUACAAGGUGCACUACGUCAGGUGGAACCUAAAUGGAAAACUCAACCUCCUAUAUAGCAUAAUGAAAUCAUUACAUGACGCCAAAUUCUGGAAACCAACAGAAAUACAAAAGCAAACCCUAGAACACUCCAUAAAUUUUAAGAAGGACAUAAUCGUAGUGUCCAAAACGGGAACGGGAAAAACUCUAACCUUUUGCAUACCCAUAUUGAAUAAUAUAGUAAAAAAUAAAUUAAGGGAAUACAAAAAGAAGGGAAGCUGCGUUUCCAAACUUAGGUGCAUCAUACUAGUCCCAACAAGAGAACUAGCCAUUCAAAUUUUAAGUCACUUCAGCAACAUAAAUAAAUACACCCAUAUUUACAUCGCAACAAUUAUUGGAGGAUUAAAUCUUAAUAAACAAAAAAGAAUUAUAUCGAAUAAACCAGAAAUUUUAGUUUGCACCCCGGGAAGAUUGAAGUACUUUUUACUCCUAAAUGAUAAGAUAAACUAUUUGGAUAAAAUGAAACACGUCAGAUAUUUUGCAUGCGACGAAAUUGACAAAAUGAUAGAAACUUCUUUCAUGAGGGAUAUCAAUUUUAUUGCCAAACAUUUGUACAAGUCCGUGGGGCAGAAGAAGAAAUUUAUUCAAACUUUUCUCCUUUCCGCUACUCUAGGGCUGUCAGUCCAUUUGCAAAAUGAAAAUCUAGCCAAAUUGUUAAAUUAUAUUACCAUAAGGAAAGAAAAGUCUUGCAUCAUCAAUUUGGCCGAUGAUCAUUUGGUAGACGACCCAUCCCGGGGUGAGGGAGGAAGCAUCCUCCCUGACGGCCUCUCCCUCAACGUGGUCAAAUGCGAAAGGAAAAAAAUACUACACAAACUUUUUUACCUUCUCAAGCUGUAUUUUCUGAACGGUUCAGUAGGUCACUCCCCAGAUGAUACCAAUCAGGUAAACCAAAACAAUGACAGUACUGAACACGGAAAGGUAAAAAAAAUAGUUAUCUUUGUAAACACCAUCAAGGAAACCAAAGAGCUAAAUAGCAUAUUUAGAUUUUUAUUCUUCGACCAAGGGAUAGAGUCAUCCGUGCCCAAAAAAUACCGUUGCGACAUGUCGCUAAAGGAACGGAUAAACAUUUUUUCGAUACACUCCAAACAGUCUCUCAAGGAGCGCAUGCAAAGCAUUUCAAAAUUUUCUCAAUCGAUCAACCAUUCCGUUUUGUUUUGCACGGAUGUACUAAGUAGAGGAAUCGACUUGGAUAAAUGUGACGUGAUAAUUCAGCUCAGCUGUCCCGUUUCGGAUAUCACCUUUGUGCAUCGGUCUGGCCGCACAGCUAGAAAUUUCAAAACAGGCACCUGUAUCUGCUUCAUCACGGAUGACGAAAUUGCGCGCUGGAAAAGUUCACUCAAAAAAAUAGGCCUCGUUUUCGAGAAUCUGCACGAACUCGAAAUGGUGAAGCGAAUCAGCGAUCACGAAGACACCAAAAUAAACAGUGCAAUUCUCUGCUGCAACAAAAUGGUACAAUUGCAAAACAAAAUAAAAGACAAUAAAAAUAAAUCCCUUUUAAGCAAGCUAGCUAGAGAAGCCGAAUUGGAAGACGAAGAAGGAAGUUCCACAGACUCGGACAACCCAUCAGGGAAAAUAACAAACGAAGCCAUUCUCAAGCAGUUGCUACGCCUAAAGAAAGAACUGUACAAUACACUCUACAGGGAGUAG